Messenger RNA from Perkinsus marinus ATCC 50983, 1269 nucleotides. RefSeq names its product DAZ-associated protein, putative. The coding region runs from base 1 to 1269 and encodes 422 amino acids. NCBI's taxonomy places the organism in Eukaryota, Perkinsozoa, Perkinsida, Perkinsidae. Gene Ontology annotation, molecular function: RNA binding; protein binding. The transcript is spliced from 12 exons. The record is from RefSeq and is a predicted model, not a curated record.
AUGCCCAGCAUGGCUGCUGACCGAAUGGAGUCUACUUCCGUUAAACUGUUCGUGAGAGGACUGCCAGUCCACUACCCAGAGUCCGACUUGAGAGCUGUUUUUGAAGAGUAUGGUAUGGUAGAAGAUGUGUUUAUAUUGAGGGAUAGGUCGACGAUGCAGAGUAGAGGGAUGGCCUUCGUACGGUUUAGAGAUAUCCCAUCUGGCAUGGCAGCGAUCAAGGCAUUGAAUGGGCAUCGUCUUAGUCAUAAUACCUCUACUAGUUGUAUUGAUAACGAUGUUGAGAGUGUUGAUGACAUGUCCUUUGAUCAGUCCCAUAUACCGCUGUCAGUAUCACUAGCCCAAGGUGAAGCGGAAAGGCUUGGUAUGCAUGGGGAAGUGGUGGCAACAGGUGGUGACACGAAGUUGUUCGUAUCGGGGUUGGGACCAGCGACCCAGGAAGAGGAGCUUCGGACUAUUUUUGAACCAUUCGGGCGAAUCAACGAAGUGCAUGUACCGGGACCGCAUGCCUUAUAUGCAUUCGUUCGGUUUGCGGAGAAGGAAGAUGCGCUGAAGGCAAUUCGAGAGGUCAACGGUCGUGUCACAGUUGAGGGGUCCCAAAGGCCACUCGAGGUGAAGGUGGCCGAAUCAAGGGCUGCCAAAGCCGAUAGGAAUGCUCAUCAUCAUCAGCAGCAGCAUGGCUAUGAGGGGGGAGCUUACGACCCCACUACAUCGUCGUCGGGCUAUGGUGGCUCGCCGCCUUUGAUUGCAGCAGGAGGAACGUCACGGCCGUUAUUCAAGGCUGGAAUGGCCGCUGAUCCUGCUAGAACUCAGGCACCAAGGACUGCUGGGGUCUGGACUGAGUACUUCACGAUGGACGACACUCCUUAUUAUCACAAUGCUCGCACCAAUGAAGUGCAGUGGGAGAUGCCCGCAGAGUUCAGGAAUCCGAUUAAUGUACACACAGCUCCUCAGACUAAAGGUCCUCCUGGUGCUAACGUAUUCGUAUUCUCGGUACCGGACGCUUGGACUGAGGACGACUUACGAGAUCACUUCUCAAGUUUCGGGAAUAUUGUUUCCGCUAAGGUGGUGGUUGAUAAGCAUACCGGCUUAUCGCGUGGUUACGGCUUCAUCUCCUAUGAUAAUGCACAAUCUGCGGGACGUGCGGUCGCUGAGAUGAAUGGUUUCGUGGCGGCUAAUGGUCGACGCAUUAAAGUGCAGAUAAAGAAGGGGGAGGAGGAUGCGGCAGUGGAAGAAAGGGGACGGAGGGGGAGGUCCAGCAGUCCCUAUUGA